This is a messenger RNA of Anarrhichthys ocellatus (wolf-eel), 5337 nucleotides long. RefSeq names its product Kruppel like factor 5a (gene klf5a). Gene Ontology annotation, biological process: regulation of transcription by RNA polymerase II. Bases 206 to 1699 code for a protein of 497 amino acids. NCBI's taxonomy places the organism in Eukaryota, Metazoa, Chordata, Actinopteri, Perciformes, Anarhichadidae. Gene Ontology annotation, molecular function: DNA-binding transcription factor activity, RNA polymerase II-specific; RNA polymerase II cis-regulatory region sequence-specific DNA binding. The record is from RefSeq and is a predicted model, not a curated record. The transcript is spliced from 4 exons.
CCCUACAGCAGAGAUAGAAAACUGUCCGUGGGCCGGUGGAGGGAUGAAACAAGUGGAAGGAGAUGUAGCAGACUGACACUCAUUAAUAACUCCACCACGCGCACUACACCUCGUCGGCUCCACUCCUCGCUCCGGCACGCUGUGGCAUCCUCUCUUUUGCAUAAACAAGGACGAGCGUUCAUUUGCGGUGCUGCGUCGGAGCUUCAUGGCCGCGACACUCGCGAUGAGCGGCUGCGGGCAGGAGGACACCUUCUACCCGCUGCAGAAGGCGACUCUGCCCGCUGCUUUCCACCUGGAGGACUCGGCGUUGUUCGGCCUGGACUGCAAGAUCACAGAAACGGACAAGACUGGACAUAAUGACUACACGCAGGUAAAGUGUGAGAUGGACAGAUAUCUCUCCCCUCAGUCUCUUCCCCAUCCGCAUCAUGCAAACAGCCAGCAGAAGUCGCAGAGAGACUGUGCGUCCGCACUGGAUCAAUUCUUCACAGGCGAUCACACCGGGUCUCCCUAUACCCUCAACAUGAAUCUUUACCUCCCUGACGCUGCCUACCUGAGGGUGGGCUUGUGUCAGCACCCGAACCACACAGGUCUCACCCAAAUCAAAACAGAAUCUGCCUCCCCGUGUUACUCCCCCAACGUACAGCUGCACUGCCCCGACACGACGUCUGCGAGUAGCUGCAGCACGUCUGGGCAUGGCAUGGAAACCUCAGCCAUAAACAUGACGCUAACAGGGUUACCGGACUUCACCAGUGUUUUCAACCAGUCGGGAGGCAGCCGCGGCAACGAUUCAGUGCCAGAAGUGUUCAUCAAACAGGAGAUGUCGUCCGAGUUCGAGCAGCACGCUCUCCACCACCAUGACAACAGCGGCUCGCUGUUUCAGCUACUAAACUCCGGCUUGGACCAUCACCAUGGUAUGGAGGCGCAGCAUCAGCAUCAUCAUCAUCAUCAUCAUCAUCAUCAGCAGAUACAACACACUUCCACUUCCACAAUUCACACGCCUUUCCAUAAUUUGCCGGUAGCUUCUUCUGCAUCUCAACAAGAGCAGACUGCCAAGCCUGCCUACUGCAGCCUGGGCGGCGGGGCAUACACACAUCCACAUGCCCAGGCUCACCCCCAUUUCCUCCAGCAGCAGGUGCCCUACCUGCCACCCUCUCCGCCGAGCUCGGAGCCCGGCAGCCCUGACAGGCAGAAGGAGCUGCUCCACACCAUGUCCCCUCCUCCCUCAUACGCAGCCACCAUCGCCUCCAAGUUGUCAGGUAGCACCCCUGGGCUCGGACCCGGCCCGGGACCGGGCAGCUUGUCUCUGCCCCACACUACAGGUCCCACGCCGGUCCCAGGCCCAGUCGCACCCGCAGCAACCGCAGCCCCAACCCCAGCUCAGACCACCGUGUCUGCCCGCUACAACCGGAGGAACAACCCGGACUUGGAGAAAAGGCGGAUCCACCACUGUGAUUACCCAGGCUGCAAGAAAGUCUACACCAAGUCGUCCCAUCUGAAAGCCCACCUCAGGACUCACACGGGUGAGAAGCCGUACAGGUGCACGUGGGACGGCUGCGACUGGCGUUUCGCACGUUCGGAUGAGCUGACGCGCCAUUUCCGGAAGCACACGGGCGCCAAACCCUUCCAGUGCGCCGUCUGCUCGCGCUCCUUCUCCCGAUCCGACCACCUCGCCCUGCACAUGAAGAGACACCAGAACUAGCGGCGUUUGCACGCACGCACACACUACAAAUACGCAAGCACUAUCUUGACACACACAAAGCACUCACUCCAUCUCCCACAGCAGCGAUGUUACAAGCUGCCUGACGACACCACAGCUGCUCCUGGUGCCGCUAUCCUGUGCUGAAACGGUGCGAUAGCCUAACAAGCGUGUUGCUCUUAACUCCAAAGUGGGACAAAUCGGAGGUUGUAAAGUAGAAAGAUAAUGGGCAGAUGAAGUCCUGUCUCCCCUAACCUCCAGAUAUACUUGGUAUAUAUUUCUUUGGACAAUUACAAAGAAGAAAAAAUAACAAAAAGGAAAUGGUAGCUUCAAAAUGUGUCUCCAGUGCAAUUGGACUUUGUGUGACUGGAUUGAAAGCACUCAAAACUUGUACAUCUUUUGUCUCGUCUCUCUAACAUAAAACUUUUUUUUUAUAAAAGCGAAGCUUUUGUUUGCAAACUAGUCAAGCCAAAUCUUUGUUUAGUCAUUGGUUUGUUAGUUUGUUCAUAUAACUGGAAUAUCCAGUUUUUUUUAUUUUUUAUUUUUUUAACCAAAUCCUUUGGUUUGCACUAGAAUUGGUCAUGUAAGUCUCAGCCUUUUUGGCCCAUGUGUCUCAUUCACUACUGGAACGAUCAUUAUCACUACUGGACUGAAUGUCUGUGAACACCAGACAAAUCAUUGCUGUUCAGAUAUUAAAAAUUGAAGGCAUUUAUACUCUGGAGAGAGGGAAGAUAGUGCAGGAAAAAACGAGGGAGGGGUGGAGAUGAAGAGAUUUUAGUUUUUAGCGAGAGGAGAUCUGAGGACGACUGAGAAAACAGAGGAAGGUAGACGGUUGCUAAAGAGCAGCAAUUAGGUGAUGAAUUAUUCAUGUUGUCUUUCGAUGGAUCUGCUACUAGAGAAAUGUAAGCAGAACCGGUAGACGCAGAAUUCAUUCAGUUUAAACAGAAUUGACCGUAUUUGAUGCACAUGCUUGCGUUUUAAGCGUCUUCAAAAUACAAUUACUGUACAUCUCUCUCAUCCAGCCUUUUUUUUUUUUUAAACUGUGUUAAAAGAUGUUUUAACCAAAGUACCAUCUUCAUCACCAACACCCUAUUAAGUGCCUCCUUCUCUGAUUCAUGUGGUUUUGUUCAGUGGUAGCAGAGCUGUGAUCAACGUAGUCCUUUAAAACACACGUGGUGCUGUUUUUAUUUCUUAAUCUAUUGAAAUCUCUCGAAGAAAGUGAAUUUCUUUUUUUUUUUUUUAAAUUACAAGGUUUACCCAUCAUUCAUUGUGAUUCAACAGGCCAGACCACUUCACAGACAUCUUGAGAUCAUGUGGAACUUUUUAGAAUUCAAAUGACAGUCCUCUCUCUGGGGUCUUUCACUCUCUGACUCUGUACACAACUAACUUAAAAUUCGGCUCUAUCAGUCAGUCGAACAUGGACCUAUGUUUUAUUAAAGGAUACGUUCACAUUUUUCCACAGUCUUUCUUAAAACAACAUGCCCAUGUGAGCAUACCAAGAGUUAUUUGUUGCUGCAAGUAUUCCUCAAGCGAUCCUUGUUUAAAACGUUUUCAGUGUAAGUGAUAGGAGAGAAAAUUGACGGUCCUCGUAAAAAUGCAUUAUGUUAAGCUGAACAUAAUGUGAGGUGUCGUCGUAUUUCAAUCAUUAGUGCAAAAUUCCGUCUUUGCCAGACAUUGGCUGUGUUUCCAUAAACAUAUUUUUAGGUGUACUUUGAAGUAUCUCAUUGGAAAAUCUGUAGGGAAACAAAAAUAUUUGACAAAACUCCCUCAAUUGCACAAAAAAGACUAGACACUCACUCGAGCUGGCUUUUGACUUUGUCGAAAAAAACGUUGAUGUAAAACGAUAUUCAAGAUACGCAUUGUCUAAAAAUAGAUCCCUAUAUCUCACUGAAAUUGUAUUUGAUAGGUGAUUUUGUCUUAUAUAGUAAUCAGACAAAUAUACUGGUAAGAUUUUGCAUUUCAGCCGUACGGUUAAACAGCCAAGGCGACUUGUUUUGUUUCCGGUUUGCAGCCUCUACUUCUUCUACUCUGUAAACUGGCGGAUUACAGCCACGCGUAAAGCGAGUAUACCGCCAAGUACUGAUGUUUUAUUCCCUCCAAACCAGUUGAUGGAAACGCACCUCUGUUUUGCAACAUUUCAAAGUACUAAAAAUAAUUCAUUUUGAAAGUACCCAUUUGAGUUUAUUUUUAGCUCAUAGUAAAAUUGGUUUAAGUCAUUCUACACUAAAACAAAGAUUGUGUUCAACAUAACUUGCACUGAAAUCAUCUCGUCACAAGAGGAACAAUUGCAUCAAUCAAAAACUCUUUGUUUGUUGCAUGAGACGAUUGUUUUAAGACUGACUUGAAAAAAUGUCAACGCUGUCCUUUAAUAUACAUUUGAAUGUCCAUUUUGAUGGUGUGAUUUUGCCUGCACCUAUAACUGUAUUUGUUCAUUCACUGCAGGUAGCAUAAAGAUAAUAUAUCACUGUAAUGUAUCAUGGUAAAUCUGACUAUUUAUUUGAUUGUGUAGAAGUGGGGGUUGUAUUAGAUCAACCGUCUUUCUCCCCAGCAAAAAUGCCUUAAUGUAAAUAUAUGCACUGUAAAUAACUAUUGAUUUUAUUUCCCCUCUUUUGUUAUUGUUUUGUAAACAAAAGGGCAAAAAGAGUAAAAUGCCCUGCAUCCAAAAAUAUUUGAGCCUUUUUUCUUUGGUUUUGUUUUCUUGUCAAAGAUAUUUUGAUGCCAUUGUUUUAUAUAUUGUCCUUCCAACAACUUAUUUUGUAGAUUUGUUUUUCUUCCUAGUUAAACGUUCCAAAGACAAAAGUUGUUUUUUCUUCAACUGAGUGAAACCGAUCCCAAUAAAGUCAACUGACACUUUUACAGAUGUGCUCUUGUGCUGAAGUUAAUGGGGAGAUUUUGUCUUUUAACCUCUAACAAUGAAUUUCAAGGCUUAUGUGUGGCAGCAACCACAAUUUGUGGUACAUUUAGUUUUUUGUCCAUGAGGUUUGUGUUAAAGCACUUUUUUGAAGAGUAAGCCAUGCUGUGCAAAUAGAGAGUGUGGUGUUAGUGGUGCAUUAAAACAAGCCUCGCCAGGGCCUAAAUGAAACGAAUGAGACAUAACCACAAUUUAAUCUUUUACAAUCCAAACAUGCUUUCUGUGGAAGCGCUGAUCCUGUUUGGGAUUUUCUGCAGAGAUCCAACAGACUUAAAAGUUCAGUUUCACCAAAGGAAGAUGUGAAGGAGAGGCGAAGUGUUCUUGUCCGAGACCUGCAAGUAACCUGCAGGACCCUUGCUGAUCAACAAACAAUAGUCCUUUGAUGUCCCAGCAAGAGACAAUGGACAAGAAAAUAAAUUUGACCACCACUCAGGGACCGGAGGGGAAUCCCACUGCAUUGAAAUGGACAUACAAACACGUGUACGCACACACACGCACACCAUAUGUUCCUGAUUUAAGUCAUAAAUGUGACCCAGGGUCUCUGUUGUAAUCUACCUCAGAUGUCAGAAAAGAGGGAGGUGGAAGGGGAGAGAGUGAAAGAAGUGAAAUACAGAACAAUCUAAACAAAAGAAUCUCUGGGGGGACCCAAUCAACCACUUCCGUCCUCCUACAUCUCCUCUCGUUCUCCUCCGCUCCUCUGAUUUAAUUUCAUUUUCUCUCCCUCUCUUUG